UAUACUCAACUCCUACAUAGUGCAUGUUUAUAUACUUUUUGUAUUGUCAGUUUUGAUUUUAAUAUUGCGAUUGUAGGAAAUGACGUCCAACUCAGAAGAAAUACGGUACAGCCGGAGCCACAAGCUGCCACAUCAGGCGGCGCAGGAGAGUUCCACAAGACGACAGAUACCACGUUAUCGUUUGCUAAGCUUCAGGCGAUGGGUAAAUCUGAUCUGAACAAGUCUGUUGGAAUCAUCAAAAUCAAAAUAAAUGACCAACUGGAGUCUGGAACAGGAUUUCGUUUUGGGGAAAACUACGUCAUGACUGCUUAUCAUGUGUUUGAAGGGAUUGUCAAACACGUUUGGAAGUUAGUAAUGGCUAUAGUUGAACAGAGCGACAAGAAGGAAGCUAUUUAUCAGAAAAUCAGCACUAUGUUUAGUAGGUCGUCGGCUGACAUUGAUCCAAAGCGUCAAGCUCUCCCAUUCGGACAUCUGUUUGAAUAUUUGCAUACAAUGGGCCUGCCAAUAGAAGUGUUUGAGGAAAAAUGGAAGGACGCUGUCAACAUUGAAUUCGGUGUCAGAGAGGGCAAAACGACUGCCGGAGAAUUUAACUUCGAGUACAACAUACCGUUUGCUGACAGUGAUCACGACGUUGUGGUUCUGCAGAUCAGCAAAGGUAGUAAAGGCCUUCCCCCACCACUGACCCUUGCGAAGUACAUGGUUGCGGAUAAGGUCCAUCUGUUUGGUUAUCCGAUAGGCUCGACCGAAAUCGAUUUGAGUUCUGAUAUAAAAUGUCGCAUUUACGCUGACAACCGAGAACUUACUGGGGAUGUGACAAAGGCCAUAGAGUGGUGGCGGAAAGAAAAACGUAGACCCGUUAAAAAUGAGUACGCUGUUUGCCAUUAUAUCAAUGACAAUCAUACAGACACUGGAAAAAUAUUCCUCCAUACUUCAAAGCAGUUCGAGCGCGGAUCAUCUGGCUGUCCGGCCAUCACGUUCAUCAACGAACAACCCGUUGUACAACUAAUGUACUUGAGGGGUUAUCCGGAGUUCUGCUACAAGGAAGGGACAUUUCCUCCACCACAGUACUUGUUUGAGGCAGGUGUAUCCAUGCCGGUGGUAACACGACUCCUGCAGGAAUGCUGUCGUCAGAUCAUGGCGUAGAUAAAACAAACAGACAAACAGGCCUUCAGGGAGUAUCAGACGAGGCUCUGGACUUUAUACUAUCAUGUAACUUUGUGUUUCGGUUGAUACUUGAUUAUAUGACGUUUGCAAUAUUUUCUACGAUAAUAAUAAUAAAAUGAAAUUAGUUUUACACAUUUUUCCAUCGUACAUUGUAGCAUUUUGAAUAGCAGCUGAACUUUUUGACAUCAGUUUAAGAUACAAUAUAUGUGACCUAUUCCGCGGACACUUGUAAAUAAACACUGUCACAAAAAUUUUACGCAUAAACUCCUUGUGAAAUUCAGUGGUGUAGGUACAACUGCUUGAAAUCCAGAGCCGUUAAUCAUUGUUGGGUUUUAAUAACCCUUUUAACAAGUGCAAGCCUGGUGAUUUUUUAUGGAAGUAUUGUAUUUUUCCCCAUAUUCCCCCUUUCGAACCUUCCAAUAUUGGAUAGACAAUGUAAUUUUAGCAACAUCUUAGAGUUUAAAACAUAUUUGCAAAUCAAUGAUUGGGGAUAUUUAUGUAAUUAUUUGCGGUGCUAAAGUAUUAGGAAGAAAAAUGAGCCACUGUAUCCGACUACUCGUGAGGCGUCCAAGCAUUAUCAGUGACUUUCUUUGAUGACUUCUGUUUAGUGGACAUUGUCGAAAUAUAAAUUGGCUUUCAUUGGGACUCUAUGGACAUUAAAAUUUUAUUGUUACUUAAGAUAAAUAAUAUCCGUUGUAAAUACGACGAAAAAUACCAGUGAUUUAUAAAAAAAAAUGUAAAAUUAAAUGUAUGAAUCAAUGUAGUCAUGGGUCCACUCAUAUUGCCGGUUUCCUGACCAUGUGUGACGAGAAGAACAAUGGUUUUCAAGGUCUUUGUCUAGAUAUAGAACGAUUUCACACUCAUUCCCCCAUACGUUUGUGUGUAUGUGUUAAUUUAACGGCUUACAUUGAUCAGCUGAUCGCCACGCCUCUGAUGAAGUGCAGUGAGUUUAAGAUUUUUAGAUUCACUUUCCCGUUUAUCUCUCCUAUUCACUCCCGUUGGACAUCAACAGAUUGAAAGCAGCCUUGCAUAUUUGAACAAGUUUGUAACAUUGGCAAAACAAAUGCAGGUUGAAACCCAAAGGGGAUGAAUAGAUCAACAGAGGUGUAGUUUUUUUUUAAUUUCUGGAUAAUCUCAAAUAAUACACAUUUAUCAGUGAAGAAGGUUUUUAUAAAAAUAAAGUGAAUAUAUUUUCUAC
Molecule: messenger RNA, 2362 nt
Organism: Mizuhopecten yessoensis (Yesso scallop)
Lineage: Eukaryota; Metazoa; Mollusca; Bivalvia; Pectinida; Pectinidae
Exons: 4
Coding region: 199-1143 (314 amino acids)
Source: RefSeq, a predicted model, not a curated record